AUGAAUCAAAUACGAGCCAUCCAAGCGCUCAACAAGCGCGAAAUCGAAAACGGAGUACCCCCAGAAGCGUCCUGGCACACCGACUACCGCGACACCGCCUUCAUCAACUUCGGCGGCCUGCCCUACGAACUCUCCGAAGGCGACAUCAUAACAAUAUUCUCGCAAUUCGGCGAACCGGUAUUCCUCAAACUAGCGCGCGACAAGGAAUCCGGCAAGAGCAAAGGCUUCGGAUGGCUCAAGUACGAGGACCAACGAAGCACCGACCUCGCUGUGGAUAAUCUAGGUGGUGCUGAGAUCGCGGGGAGGUUGGUACGGGUUGACCACGCGCGAUAUAAACCCCGCGACGAUGAGGAUCCUGAGGAGUUUAAGGUUAGCUGGGAGGAUAUCGUGCGUCGUGAAAAGAAGGCGAAUGGGGAGGAUGUGGAUAUGCAGGAUGUGACUAGUGAGGAAGAGGAGGAGAGACGGCCGAUGAUUAGGGAGGAAAUAGAGCUGGCGAAGCUGAUUGAGGAUCAUGAUGAGGAUGAUCCGAUGAAGGGCUUCUUGAUCGAGGAGAAAAAGAAAGAAGUCGAACGCGCGUUGAGGAAGGAGGGCGAGCAGAAAGAGAAGAGAGAUAAGAAGGAUAAGGAUAAGCACAGACACCAUCACCAUCGAAGUCACCGUUCUAGGAGGGAGGAUAAAGAUAGUGAGGAGCGCGACCGCCACAGGAGGUCUAGAAGGGAUGAAACGCCUCCCGCGAAGGAAAGACUAAAGAGGGAUGUAACCCCAAUUGCGAAGGAUAGGGGUAGCCGAGAGCGUGAUGAGACUCCUCCAAGGCGAAGAGAUGUUUCUACAGAUCGCGCGCGGAGGAGACGUGACGUUGAUCAUGAUAGGCAUCACGACAGAGAUCGAAGAAAAGAUCGUGAUGAUAGAGGCAGGCACGAAAAACGGUCUAGACGCUACGUAGAUGAGGACAGGGAUAGAGAUAGAGAUCGCAAAAGUCGACGGAGAAGCAGAAGCAGAUCUCCUCGAUCAUAUAGGGAUUGA
Molecule: messenger RNA, 1023 nt
Organism: Hypoxylon trugodes
Lineage: Eukaryota; Fungi; Ascomycota; Sordariomycetes; Xylariales; Hypoxylaceae
Exons: 2
Coding region: 1-1023 (340 amino acids)
Biological process (GO): mRNA splicing, via spliceosome
Cellular component (GO): U2 snRNP; precatalytic spliceosome; catalytic step 2 spliceosome
Molecular function (GO): RNA binding
Source: RefSeq, a predicted model, not a curated record